This is a messenger RNA of Pestalotiopsis fici W106-1, 1062 nucleotides long. RefSeq lists its product as uncharacterized. The record is from RefSeq and is a predicted model, not a curated record. Lineage: Eukaryota; Fungi; Ascomycota; Sordariomycetes; Amphisphaeriales; Sporocadaceae. The transcript has a single exon. Bases 1 to 1062 code for a protein of 353 amino acids.
AUGGCCCCUAGGACAGUCACGAUAACAAGUACAGUGGAAUUCACCGCGUUGGCAACAGCAGCCAGCAACGAACCAAGUUCAACGUCUCUGUACCUACCGGCACAAACAACACCCUUUUCGUACGAUGGCCCAGGAUGCACCCCAUCAGUUUACUGCGCCGACCUGACCACGGUCGUCUACCCGCAGACAUCGUACCAGUUUGGUGUCAGCCUCUGCUUUGGCGUCAACGCCGUCGAGAGUGUCGUGGCGCUGAGCACGGGCGUCUACAUGGCGUACAACAACUUUUGCAUGCCCGAGAACUACUACGAGCUCUUUGGCGACCAGCGCAAGCAGGCCGUCUACGACUGGCCGCACGCCACGUCCGAGGGCGCGCGGUCCACCCUCGCCUACCCGGGGACGGCCUGCCCGAACCAGUGGAGCGCGGCCUGCACCACGACGCUCACGCACGAGGGGCUGCAGUACCCGCAGGCGUGGUGCUGCCCGCCCGGCGACUGGCAGUGCACGUCGGGCGUGGGCCCCAUGGACGCCACGGCCGGCCCGCAGAGGCUCUGCGUCAGCGCCGUGAGCGAGCCCACCGAGGUGUGGAUGAGCUUUGAUCCCGCGACGACGCUGAGCAACGGCCAGGAGGCCGCCACCUGGCACGUUCCCGUGUCCGGCAACGGGGCGCUCGUCUAUCACAAGGUCUUUCCGCUAUCCUUGACCGAGGGGGCUGGUUUCGCCGAGAGAGGCGAGGCGACCUACACAACCGCAGUGGAGACGACGGCGCCGUCGCCGGACUCCUCGUCAAGCCUUGGUGAGGUGACAGUGACGGCGUUCCCGGUCGAGGCCCCGGGUAACGAGUCCAGGGUAUCAACAGUCGCCGCGACGGGCACCAUGGCGGGGGCUGUGGCUGUAGUUGGGUUGGCUACUUGGGCUCUACUUCGGCACAAGAGACGACGACAACACGCCAAGGUGCAAGAAGCAUGUUAUACACCCCCGGAUAGGACUCGAACUGUCCGCGGCUCGGCCAAGAGUGAUGGUUCUGUUUUCAACAGAGGUCCAGACAGCGCUGCAAGUUCUUGA